GUGGGCCUGGGGGCGAUGGGCGGGUGUGACCUGCGCCUCCUUUGUGACUUGGCGGGGGUGGAGGGACAGGCAGGGUCUGUGACACCGACAGCCGCGGGGGCCGAAGCGCGUGACCGGCGCAGGGGUGGGCCCAGAGGCAGGAAGGCCAAGCCGCUGAAAGCCCGCAUGGAGGAGAAGAAGACGCUCUCGUCCGCUUCGUCGGGUGGAGACAAGAGAGAAGAAAACAAACUGAAACGAGGGAUUUCCCAAGACUUGCCUUCUUCCCCCAGACUGGACAAAUACAAAAUAGCAAGACAAUUGACGGAAAAAGCCAUCAGGGAAAAGAAGAUCUUCUCCAUCUAUGGGCACUACCCGGUGAUCCGGGCGGCUCUGCGCAGGAAGGGCUGGGUGGAGAAGAAGUUCCACUUUCUGCCCAAGGCGGCCGUGAGUGCCGAGGACGCAGGGGACAGGGCUGCUGGUAACGAGUGGGAAGUCAGAGAACAUCAAGAGAUGGCCUUGGACAGAGCAGACAUCCACGAAGUGAUGUCCAGGUUGGUAAAAAAUGAAAUCCCGUACUUCCUCUGGACCAUCAAGCGGGACGUCGUGGACUACCACAGCCUGGCCGGGGACCAGAUGCUGAACCACUACGGGAAGACGGCCGCCUUCACCACCAAGAUCGGGCUGUGUGUGAACAUGCGCAGCCUGCCCUGGUACGUCCAGGCCGACCCCGACACCUUCUUCCCACGCUGCUACAGCCUCUGCACCGAGAGCGAGAAGCAGGAGUUCCUGGACGACUUCCGGCGCACGGCGGCCUCCAGCAUCCUCAAGUGGGUUGUCAGCCACCAGAACUUCAGCAGAAGCAAACCCAAGGGCAAGCGGGCGGAUUCCGGGAACGGAGACCCAGACGGCAAGAAAGAUCCCGAGAACGCGGACACAAAGCUCAGGGGCCUUUCCGGGAAGCUCGUGGACACGGCGUGCAGGGUGUGCCAGGCCUACCUGGGGCAGCGGGAGCAUGAGGACCUCGACAUGCCAGAGGACGCUGUGGAGGACCUCACCGAGGACGAGUGGAGGGACCUGACCCAGCAGUACUACUCGCUCAUCCACGGCGAUGCUUUCAUCUCCAAUUCAAGAAAUUACUUUUCGCAGUGCCAGGCUCUGCUGAGUAAAAUCACGUCAGUGAACCCUCAGCUGGAGAUCGACGGGCUGCGAAACAUCUGGAUCAUAAAGCCCGCGGCCAAGUCCCGGGGUCGAGACAUAGUGUGCAUGGACCGCGUGGAGGACAUCCUGCAGCUGGUGGCCACAGACCAGCCUCCCGCCAAGGACAAGUGGGUGGUGCAGAAGUACAUCGAGACGCCCAUGCUCAUCUACGACACCAAGUUCGACAUCAGGCAGUGGUUCCUCGUCACCGACUGGAACCCGCUGACCAUCUGGUUCUACAAGGAGAGCUACCUGAGGUUCUCCACGCAGCGCUUCUCCCUGGACAACCUGGACAGCGCCAUCCACCUGUGCAACAACUCCAUCCAGAAGCACCUCAAGAACGACAAGAGCCGCAGCCCCCUGCUGCCCGGGCACAACAUGUGGACGAGCUCCCGGUUCCAGGAGUACCUGCAGAAGCGAGGCCGCGGGGCCGUGUGGGGCAGUGUCAUCUACCCGGCCAUGAAGCGGGCCAUCACCAACACCAUGCGGGUGGCCCAGGACCACGUGGAGGCCCGGAAGAACAGCUUCGAGCUGUAUGGCGCCGACUUCAUCCUCGGCAAGGACUUCAAACCCUGGCUGAUCGAGAUCAACUCCAGCCCCACCAUGCACCCCUCCACGCCGGUCACCGCCCAGCUGUGCGCCCAGGUGCAGGAGGACACCAUCAAGGUGGUGGUGGACCGCAAGCUGGACCGCAACUGCGACAUUGGCAACUUCGAGCUCUUGUGGAGACAGCCCGUCGUGGAGCUGCCGCCGUUCAGCGCGGCCGACCUGUGCGUGGAGGGCGUGGGCGUGAGGAAGGCCCGCAGGCCGGUGCUGCCCAUCUCCAGCUUCAGCUUCGCGCCCGCGCACCUGGACGUCCCGCCGCUGAGAGUGCAGUGCCCGCCGGCCUCACCCGAUGGAGCCCGGACAUCCACGCGUACAGCAGUCUCGCAGGACUCGAAGCCGAGGGACGAAAAGGGACUUUCCCGCGCGCUGCCCGCGCCCCCGCCGACGCCGCCUCCGAGGAGCUGUAGCGUGAAGCCCGCGCUCGCCCUCCCGGGGCCCGGGGGGAUGCCGGAGCUCAUCUCCUGCAGCUACCCGCUCCUAGGCUCAAAGACCCCGCCCACCGUGCUCUCCAAGGCCCCCGCCGCCCGGCCCCAGGACCCGCGCGCCCUGGCGCCCCUGGCGCAGGGGGCCCUGCAGCCCCCGCAGCCGCCACCCAGAGCUACAGCCGAGGGCCGGCCGCCCGCCGUGCCUGGUGUGCCAGGGCUCGCCGCCCUCCGGGCGGUGCAAGCGCUGCAGCUCCUUCUGCGCCGCCGUCCUGCGCGGCGCCUCCUUCGUGCCGCUCGGCGGCCGGGCCGGCAGCCCGUGGAGCCCGUGACGAGGACCAGCGCGGACGAGGACGGGACCUCGAAGACGCGAGCCCGGGCCCCGCGGCCUGCAGGCGCGGCUGGCUGCUUUGGAGACCUGCACGUAGAGGAGGGACCUUGUAUACAGAGCUAUUUUAGAGAAAUCGCGCGAUCUCACCCUGGUAUUUCUUACUGAGCCCUGCCUUCUCCCAGUGCCUGCACCUGUCUGCUGGCAGAGCCCCCGUGCCCCCAGCCCGCACCCUGCCCCCACC
Molecule: messenger RNA, 2776 nt
Organism: Microcebus murinus (gray mouse lemur)
Lineage: Eukaryota; Metazoa; Chordata; Mammalia; Primates; Cheirogaleidae
Source: RefSeq, a predicted model, not a curated record